This is a messenger RNA of Peromyscus maniculatus bairdii (prairie deer mouse), 3391 nucleotides long. Lineage: Eukaryota; Metazoa; Chordata; Mammalia; Rodentia; Cricetidae. The record is from RefSeq and is a predicted model, not a curated record.
CCCGAGAGACCCCGUCGGGUCGAGGCUGGUGGCAGGCAGGCGGGCAGACGGGCGGUCAGGCCCGGGCCUCGGCCUCCUCGCCAUGUCCUCGGGCCGCGACGCCAGCGGCCGCUUCCCGCUGCACCUCCUGGUCUGGAACAACGACUACCGGCAGCUGGAGAAGGAGCUGCGGGACCAGAAUGCAGAAGCUCUGGACCCACGGGGUCGGACAUUACUGCACCUUGCGGUUUCUUUGGGGCAUUUGGAAUCUGCUCGAGUGUUGCUGCGACAUAAAGCAGAUGUGACCAAAGAGAACGGCCAGGGAUGGACAGUUCUGCAUGAGGCUGUGAGCACGGGUGAUCCCGAGAUGGUCUACACCGUCCUGCAACACCGAGACUACCAUAACACAUCCAUGGCCCUUGGAGGUGUACCUGAGCUGCUACACAAGAUUCUUGAGGCCCCGGAUUUCUAUGUGCAGAUGAAAUGGGAGUUCACCAGCUGGGUGCCCUUGGUCUCUAGAAUCUGCCCGAAUGAUGUCUGCCGCAUUUGGAAGAGUGGUGCUAAGCUGCGCGUGGACAUCACUCUGCUGGGGUUUGAGAACAUGAGCUGGAUAAGAGGGAGACGAAGUUUCAUAUUUAAGGGAGGAGACAACUGGGCGGAGCUGAUGGAAGUCAACCACGAUGACAGAGUGGUCACCACUGAACACUUCGACCUUUCCCAAGAAAUGGAGCGCCUCACCCUGGACCUCAUGAAGCCAAAGAGCAGGGAGGUUGAGAGGCGGCUCACGAGCCCAGUCAUCAACACCAGCCUCGACACUAAGAAUAUCGCCUUUGAAAGAACUAAAUCCGGAUUCUGGGGCUGGAGGACAGAUAAAGCAGAAGUUGUUAAUGGUUACGAAGCCAAGGUUUACACGGUCAACAAUGUGAGUGUGAUCACCAAAAUCCGCACGGAGCACCUGACAGAGGAGGAAAAGAAGAGGUACAAAGAGGACCGGAAUCCACUGGAGUCUCUGCUGGGAACUGUGGAACAUCAGUUUGGUGCUCAAGGGGACCUCACUACGGAGUGUGCCACCGUGAACAACCCCACGGCCAUCACACCCGACGAGUACUUUGACGAAGACUUUGAUCUGAAAGACAGGGACAUUGGAAGGCCAAAGGAGCUGACGAUCCGAACACAGAAGUUUAAAGCUACACUGUGGAUGUGCGAAGAGUUCCCGCUCUCCCUCGUGGAACAGGUCAUUCCCAUCAUCGACCUCAUGGCUCGGACCAGCGCUCAUUUUGCAAGAUUGAGAGAUUUCAUCAAAUUGGACUUUCCUCCUGGAUUCCCUGUCAAAAUAGAAAUCCCCUUGUUUCACGUUUUGAACGCACGGAUUACCUUUGGAAAUGUUAAUGGCUGUAGCACCGCUGAAGAGAGUCAGAAUGUGGAGGGGAACAAUGGCAGAAACGUGCAUCUCCAGGAUGAGGACUAUGAAAUAAUGCAGUUUGCCAUCCAGCAGAGCCUGUUGGAGUCCAGCAGGAGCCAGGAACUUUCGGGACCAGCUUCAAAUGGAGGGAUCAGCCCCACCCACAGCUAUGAAGCCCAGUAUGAGAGGGCCAUCCAGGAGAGCCUCCUAACCACCAUGGAAGGCCCGUGCCCAGGUGCCCUCGGUGAGUCGAGCCGCUUUGAUAGUGACCUGCAGCUGGCCAUGGAGCUGUCUGCCAAGGAGCUGGCCGAACAGGAGCUCAGGCUGCAGGAGGAAGAGGCCCAACUCCAGCAAGUCUUGCAGCUGUCACUCACCGAGAAAUAGACAUUUCUGUCCAGGGGCUACGCGGGAGUGCUCCGUCAGCUGAGACCCGACGGCAGAGGGCCUGCACUCCUGCAGACAGCAGCUGCCCCUUCCUUAUGCAAAGGAGCAGGCCCAGGGACUCCCCAGAAUGGAGAAGGGGAGCACUGGCAGGCCCCAUCUCCUGGCUGAGGGGAGGGGCAUCGUCACCUUCCAUUAGCUGCCCUGGCUUGCAGGUCACAUCUCUACUACCAGCUUUAGACAGACGCCAAGCCCUGCGGGUUAGCAGAGACAUCUUAAUCAGGAGUUCUAACAGUUCCUGUAGGGUCAGGGUGCUUUCUACACGGGAGCAGCGGCCUUUGUAGAGUGCUCACCAAAGAAACGGGUUAUGCUGACCUCUCCAUUUCCCUUCCUGUAGGGUCCCUAGGAUAGGACGUUGCCGCCAUUACACCUCCUCAUCUCUACCUUGUCCAUGCUCUGUACCCCAGCUAAGAGGAUAUGCACAGGAUCUAUUUUAGAUUAUGGCUAACUAUUUGCAUCAAAUUAAGAUAGACAAAUGACCACGGAUGUUGCCUUAGCCUUAAAAAUUACUAAUAGUUUUAAGCCACCUCACUCCACACACUGAGGAGAGUUCCUCUGGGAGCAGCAUCCUCCAGGCUACACCAAAGGCAGCUAAUCCUGUCCUUGGAGGAGCAGCUAGGGGAGUCGGUCGGCGGCUGGUUCUCGAAGCAGGCAAGCUGACCGAAGCGCUGGCCCGGCAGAGCCAGCUGCAGGCCUGGCUGCCUCGGAGGACGGACAGGAUGGACUUGAAUCAGAGGGACGCUAACAUGGAGUAGAGGCUCUUCAUCCAAAAGGGAAAAGGGACAACUCAUUGCUUUUUAGAGUUCGAAUCAACAUCUUUCUGGAUAAAUAUAUUUUUUAACAGAAUCUUUUUAUUAUUUUUAAAAGAUAUAAAAAUGACUACUCCCAUCAGUAGCAAUACAAGGUUAUGCAUUUUAACCAGAUUUUCUCAGGCCUUUUUUGGAUACCUUUAGUAGUUAACUAUUUUGUCUAACCCUCCUGUAAAUACCUACUGCAUAACAGACCGACCCCUGGGGGAUACAGCCAAGGGCACCCUGCACCUCUCACCCGGUGCAGGCGUCCCCCCCACAGGCUGCGCUGACCACUGGUAAACAGCACCUGCCUCUGUUUUGCAUCUGUUUCCUGUUACACUUCUUUUGGGAUAGGAAGGGAAUCCACCAGUCCCAAGAAUGUCUGUUUGAUACAGUCAGUGUUGCCAGUAAAAUGUUCUUAGACAAAAAGAAUUGUGAUUUUAAUUCCUCAUAGCCAUCUGCCUUUUGUCCUGGUCUAACCAGACUUCCCUCCCUGUACAUAGGCCAGUAUGGGCAUCACAUUUGUACAGCUUGGCGGUCUGUGUCCUUGGCGUUUGUUGGGGGCAAAGGUACCGUGGGAGUGGCAGUCCUCGGGCUGUGUCACCCACCAAGGUGACUCCCGGGUGACUCCUCUGUUUGCAUUCCUGAAGUCUGUGACUGUGUCCCCAGGAAGUCACUUAAAAAAGGACUGAGCAUUGCAUCAACGUGUUGCAGCUUUCCCCAUGUGUUCUCUCUUAAAACGCCAAUAAAUAUGCUUCCAUAGAGGGUGCUCACAGUC